Portunus trituberculatus (swimming crab) is the source of this 2482-nucleotide messenger RNA. RefSeq names its product putative gamma-glutamylcyclotransferase CG2811. The transcript has 5 exons. Lineage: Eukaryota; Metazoa; Arthropoda; Malacostraca; Decapoda; Portunidae. The record is from RefSeq and is a predicted model, not a curated record. Gene Ontology annotation, molecular function: gamma-glutamylaminecyclotransferase activity. The coding region runs from base 305 to 799 and encodes 164 amino acids.
CUACUUUGUGUUGUCAUCCAUUUUGUGUAUGAAGGAAGUACAUUGAUACUUCUACAUACCGUUUGUUACUUAUAGUGUUAUGUCACUCAGCAGUCAAGGAUGGUUCUAUGAUAUGACACAGACAGACCAGCAGGAGACUCGAGCAAAUCCGUAGGCACGCCAUGCUAAUCUGCUUGCUGAUGAUAAUAUAAUAGCAGGCUAACUACUUCUGGGAGUCCUCCUUGCCAAGCAAAGCGCUCUCAGUAUUAAGGGGGAUAAAAGGAAAAGCUGGUCAGACUCAGCCCCUCAUCUGGCAACCACCACCAUGGCCUCCUGCUAUCUUGUGUUUGUAUAUGGCACUCUGAGGCAGGGCAGACCAAAUCACUACAGACUGCUGGAGGCUGCCAGUGGUUUUGCACGGUACCUGGGCCUGGCCACCACCUGUGAGAAAUAUCCACUUGUCAUUGCCUCCAGGUAUAACAUUCCUUACCUGCUUGCUGCUCCUGGGUAUGGAAAGUGUGUGCUUGGUGAGGUGUAUGAGGUAGAUGACAAGAUGCUGGAGUUGCUUGACCGGUUGGAAGAUCAUCCCAAAUAUUAUGAGAGGAAGAUGAAGAAGGUCAAACUGCAGGAGUCUGGGAAAGAAUUGGAGUGCUGGGUGUAUCUGCUUCACAAGUACAAGCCUUUCAUGAUGGAGCUGCCCUUCUUGAACGACUACAUUGCAGCAGCUGAUGACCCAGAGAAGCAGUACAUUGCCCGGUACUUAAGGAAAGAGGGGGAUGACUAUUGGUUGGAUGUUAAGAUGGAUGAAGUAACGGCAUGAGAGGGGCUGGGAGACAUGGGUCAGAGAAUGUUCUUAUUGUGCCAGGGAACACACUAUAUGCACUUCCUUGUCUUUUAAUGAGCUUUAAUGAGCCUCUUUUCAGUCUUUUUUUUUUUGCAUAAGUAAUCUCUGCAUCUUGAAUUGUUCCUGUGCUUUAAAGGUUUUACAUGUGAUAUAGGGAGGUGGUGGCAUAGUGGAUAAAGUGGUGAGGGUGGGAUCGGAUAGACGUCCAUGCGUAGGUUUGAAUACCACCAUGUAUCAUCUUCAUACUUUGCCAUUUGUCGAGAGGUUUAAAGUUACCUACAUGUCACCAUGAUACCCAAGUUCUAGCUGGUUACACCAAAGAUGUGCUUGGGUGUUGAUAUGGGCCCUAAUAUGGGUACCAUUAUAAAUUAAAUUACCUGCGCCACUAAUGGGUGGAAGCUUAACAGCGCUUCUGAUACUCUUCAAGUUACCUACAGGCGCUAUAGGCCAGGACAUAAAAAAAAAUAAUAAUAGUAAUAAAAAAUAAAGUUUUUGUGAAGCUGUGAAAUUAACAAGAUUCAGAGUUGGAGUUUGUGUUUCUUGAGCAUGAAUAAUUUCACUCUCCUUGAGUAUUAUGAAAAUGGAUUUUGAAGGUAUUGUACUUGCAUUCAGUUAAAUACUUAAGGUUAGACAAAGUAUUUACACUUAAAUUUUACUUACUUGAUUAUCUAUUUAUUUUGCCAACCAGAUAAACCUCAGGUAAUUAAUAUAGUUUCUAGUUUGGAGUUGUAGUGGUUGGACCUUGUUUUAAUGAUAUAUCAUCUGCUUGUAGCUUUAUGUAAAUUUUAUGGGGAGUAAUUAUAUUCUGUCCAUUAUAUGUGGUUCAUAAUGUUUACUUGUGUUUCAUAUUUACUUGUGCAUUGUGUAUUUAGUGGAGUAUUAUUCCUUAUGAACAAGGACCAUUUAUGAAUAUAAAGUUAAUAUUAUUCUUAUAUCCAUGUUAGUUGUUAAUCACUGUAGUAUAGAUUGGUCAUAUAGAAGAUUUUAUUGAGAUGUAAAAGAUAAUAUUAUGGUUUAUUUUGAAAUACUUUUUAGUACAUAUAACCUCACAUUUGUUAAUGAAGUGAUGCCAAUGAGAACUUCAUCAGAAUUGGAGAAGUGGACUCUUAAUUUUUCCUUUUCUGUGUUCCUUAUACUCCUACAUUUUAUUUGUAUCAAGUUGACAAUCUGCACUGCAACUUGGCAAACAGCUGCUGAAGUGAAGAUGAUAUCUCGGAUCCAGAUGAUAUAUAAGCUCGAGUCCAGGAAUUGGUGAGUCCAUUACAUGUAACCAUAUUUACUACUUCACCACAUAGCACAUGCAUAUUCCUGUAAGGUUUCUCUAGUGAGCAAAUUCAUUACACACAUAUAUGAGUAGUAAAAGUACAUAUCAGUGAUUGGAAUGAGUUGGAUAUAGAGAUGAGAUCUAUGUAUUGGUGGGGAAACAAGAUAACGAUUGAAUUCAAGGUGAAUAUCUGCACAUAACUCGAGUUUCCACACAGAUUUGUCUCAGGAAUGUAAAGUAGACUUUUUGUCCAGAUACAUCUAUAUUUUAUGUUUUCAUUUUUCAAAAAAGUGCUGUGUUUUUUUAGUUGGACUAACUAUAUUCUCUUCCUACAUUGUCCAUGUUGAAUGUAUCAUGUAGCCUUUUUAAACACAAAUACAUAUAUUAUAUCAUGA